AUGAUGCAAGAACGAGACCCACACAACAAGGCAAAGGACGAAGAUGAAGAGGUUGAAUUUCCAUUCCAAAAUUUGGAAAAGACUCAAGUCUUACAAGAGACUAGAAUUUUCAACGAGUCACCUCUAAGUCCUCGUAAAUGUGUUCUUACACUUCUCCAACUCUUGUACGUCAUUUAUCAAGGAAAGAAUUUGAAUGCUACUGAAGCUACCGAUGUUUUUAUGAACAUUACAAAGCUUUUCUUAAGCCCUGAUGUACGAUUGAGAAGAAUGUUAUAUAUUGCUGUAAAGGAACUUUCAAGGACAGCUAAUCAAACAUUUGUAGCAAGUAACAGUCUCUUCAAGGACAUGAGUCAAAAUCAAAACGAAGAUUUUAAAAUCAACGCUAUUCGUUCAUUAAGAACAAUCAUGGAUGAAAAUCUUUUCAGUAACCUUGAAAGACACUUGAAGCAAUGUGUUGUUGAUAAGAAUCCAGGUGUUGCCAGCUCUGCUAUUUUGGCUGGUUUCCACAUGUCCGAUUCACAAAAAGGUGAUCAACUUGUUAAGAGAUGGACUGGAGAAAUUCAAUCAGCUGUUGAUUCUCGUUUCCACAUGGUACAAUACCAUGCUUUGGCAUUAUCUUACAAACUUAGACAUCAAGAUGGUUUGGCUAUCAGCAAGAUUGUUUCCGCUGGUAUGCAAAAUCUCAGAUCACCUCUUGCUCAUACUCUUCUCAUCAAAUAUUCCAUGAGGAUUAUGAGAAUGGAAGGAAAUAUUAAUUCUGAUAGAAGCAAGGCAAUUUUACAAUAUUUAACAUCAUGUCUUAAAUUUAGAAAUGAUAUGGUCAUUCUUGAAGCUGCUAAAGCAAUUUGUACAAUUAGAGAUUUAGGAAAGGAACUUUCCGCAGCUAUUGAAGCUCUUCGUAUGUUCUUGUCAUCAAACAAGCCAGUUAAGAGAUUUGCUGCAAUUCGUCUUUUGAAUGAUGUUGCAAAUCAUUAUCCAACUCUUGUUUCUCAAUGUAAUAACGAACUUGAAAAGUUGAUUGCUGAUCCAAAUAGAAAUAUUGCUACCCUCGCUGUUACAACUCUCUUAAAGACUGGACAAGAAACAAAUAUUGAAAAAUUGAUGAAGAAGAUUCAAAGAUUUAUUCCAGAAAUUCCUGAUGAAUUCAAGAUUAUUGUUGUUAAAUCUAUUGAAUCUUUGUGUAUUAGAUAUCCAAAGAAGUUCUACAGCAUGGUUUCUUUCUUAUCAAAUGCUUUACGCACUGAAGGUGGAUAUGAAUAUAAGAAACAAUUAGUCAGUACUUUGAUUUCAAUCUGUAAGGCAUUGCCAGAAAGUAGAGAUUUGAUUGUUUCCUACUUGUGCGAAUUUAUUGAAGAUUGUGAAUAUACCAUUGUUUUGCAACAAGUAUUACACUUUUUGGGAGAUGAAGGUACUCAAAGUACAGGUCCUUCUAAAUGUAUUAGAUUUAUUUAUAAUCGUUUGAUUUUGGAAAACCCAACCGUAAGAGGAAGUGCUGUUAUUACUAUUGCUAAAUUUGCUGCCAAGAUUCCAGACCUUAGAAAGUCUAUUUUGGUCAUUUUGAGAAGAGUUUUACUCGAUAGUGAUGAUGAAGUCAGAGAUCGUGCUGUUUUCUACGUUAAGGCUCUCGAAACAAAGGAUGAAGAUUUGAUUAGAAAGUUGAUUGUUAAUGACCUUCCAGAUAAUAUGCAACACUACUUCUACAGUGUUGAAAAGAGUUUGGUUAACUAUCUUCAAUCUACUCUUGAUGAACCAUUUGAUCUUUCUGAUGUCCAACUUGUUGAUGCUUCUGCCAUUCAAACUGAAGCUCCUACUGAAACUGGUUUGGAAUCUGCUGUAACACAACCAAUCCUUUCUGAAACUACCACCACUGAAACUAGCAAUGCCAAUGAUACUCAAGAAUAUGAACAAGCAAUUACAAAGAUUCCACAACUCCAAAAUCUUGGAAAGGUUUUCAAGACAAACCCUCCAAUUUACCUUACUGAAGUUGACGCUGACUAUGUAGUCUCAUGUGCUAUCCAUGUUUUCGAAUCUAAUAUUGUUCUCCAAUAUAUUGUAAAGAAUAGAGUUGAAUCUCAACAAUUGAGUAACCUUAUUGUUGAUUUGGAUUUGGGAGAUUUUGAAGAUGUACAAGAAGUUUUCAAGAUUCAAGCUGAAUCAGCUAUCAAAUUUAAUCAAGCCGAAUCUACCUUUGUUGUUUUGAAGAGAGAAAAGGAAAUUGCUACUGGUAAAAUUUUCAGUACUCUCAAGUUUUGUACAGCCGAUGUUGAUCCAGAAACUGGUGAUCCUUACGAUGAAGAAGAUGAGAAUGAAGACGAAUUUGAAUUGGAAGCAUUUAAUAUUCGUGUUACUGAUUUCGUUAGAAAUAUGGCAGUAUCAUCAUUCAAAGAAGAAUGGGAUAAGCUUGGUGAAGAGUCCGAAUUUGCUCAACAACCAAUUGAAUACACUGCAUCAGAUGAUUUGCAAGCUGCUGUUGACAAGUUCAUUUCUAGUGUUGGUUUGAGACCAAUUGGUGACAGAACCGUCUCAAAGAAGACUCACUCUUUAUACUUUGCUGGUAAAUCAAUAUUCGGUGAUAUGGUUUUGGUUGCUGCUCAAUUAGGUGAAAAGAAUGGUUCUAUACUUCUUAAAUUAUCUGUGCGAUCACAAGGAGAUUUGAGAGAAAGUAUUGUUCAACAAUUAUCUGAUUAAACUUAUUUAAAUUUAUAUUAU
Naegleria gruberi is the source of this 2709-nucleotide messenger RNA. Its product is annotated as coatomer protein gamma 2-subunit. Gene Ontology annotation, cellular component: endoplasmic reticulum; Golgi membrane; endoplasmic reticulum-Golgi intermediate compartment. The record is from RefSeq and is a predicted model, not a curated record. Bases 1 to 2688 code for a protein of 895 amino acids. Gene Ontology annotation, molecular function: structural molecule activity. Gene Ontology annotation, biological process: protein secretion; intra-Golgi vesicle-mediated transport; endoplasmic reticulum to Golgi vesicle-mediated transport. NCBI's taxonomy places the organism in Eukaryota, Heterolobosea, Eutetramitea, Acrasida, Naegleriidae. The transcript has 2 exons.